Adineta ricciae is the source of this 588-nucleotide messenger RNA. The record is from the annotation of a GenBank genome assembly. NCBI's taxonomy places the organism in Eukaryota, Metazoa, Rotifera, Eurotatoria, Adinetida, Adinetidae.
AUGAAAGUCGAAAGUUCUAUUUUGAUUGUUUGCAUCAUUGUUGGCUUGUUUAGCGAAAUCAAUGGUGCAAGUUCAAGUGUUAAGCCAACAACAAAAAAUACUCCACCGCGAACGACUCCGCGCACAAAUACUCCACCGCGAACAACUCCGCGCACAAAUACUCCACCGCGAACAACUCCGCGCACAAAUACUCCACCGCGAACAACUCCGCGCACAAAUACUCCACCGCGAACAACUCCACGCACAACACCUCGCCCACGAUAUUCAUACUGUUACACAUGCCAAUACGGUUUUUGUCCACUUCCAUUUCGACGUAACGGCGCUUAUGUGCGUGAGGCAAUUUCGCCUACUGGAUAUUGCGUGAAAAUUAGUGAUACAGCACUCACUAAUUCACCAGCACGUCGCGAUAUUGGUACAGGUUAUUGCGUGACCAGUGGAUGUGGUUGGAGAUUUGUCGAUGGAGCUAAUAAAUAUGUUUGUUGUUGUUACGGUAAUUUGUGCAAUUCGGCUCUUCCAACAUCGAAAUUAAAUAUUUUUAUUUUAUUCUUAUCAGUUUCAUUAAUCACAUUUAUUAAAAGAUAUUUUUGA